Messenger RNA from Helobdella robusta, 3819 nucleotides. RefSeq lists its product as hypothetical. The record is from RefSeq and is a predicted model, not a curated record. The coding region runs from base 1 to 3819 and encodes 1272 amino acids. Lineage: Eukaryota; Metazoa; Annelida; Clitellata; Rhynchobdellida; Glossiphoniidae. The transcript is spliced from 3 exons.
AUGCUCCGUGACAACCUCAUCAGCAAUCGAUCGACGAAAUUAAGAAACAAAUUCAAACUCCUGAAAGAGAAAAACUCCAUGCUCAGCAUAUUCCGUCGGCGGCGUCAGUGCUAUUACAACCACAACACUCCAACAUUCUCAAACAGACAAUCGCACAGUUUGAAAAAUCAGAAUCAAAAAUCAAACGAGUGUGACACUUGUUCGAAAUACUCAAACUCAAAAUUCUCCAAUUUCACCUCGAAUUUCAACUCGAGCGUCAAUUCAAACACCGACCUUUCCACGUCAGAUAGUUUCAGGACGGCCAGUUUGAUUGAACUGACACAAAGCAUAGAUGGCAUCUUAAGUGAGGCAAAGGAAGGAGUAGGAGACAGCGAGAUAACGGUCCUCGUUAGGCAGCAGAAGUUGCUGGAGCAGAAGAAAAGGAACCUGGUGAAUGAGCUGAUCAGCUUGCGAACAUCGCACGACAGCACCAACAUGUCCUGCCGAAAUGGCGUCGUCUGCUUCGGAACUUUCGAUCCCGUCAUCAGUAAGAAUAGGAAGAGGAUCAAACGUGCUCGUAGAGGGAAAAAGAAAAGAAAUAGGAAAGGAAGAAGGAACAGAAAGAAAAAAUUUAGAAAAAAAUCUUUUAAUAGAUUCAAAAAAUCUCAAUCAAAAAUAUCAACCAUUAACUCGCUGCAACAUAGUAAAUCAACAAUCGGCUCCGAGGAAAUUACAAUAGGCUCACAAAUUUCAACUUUAAAUUUUCACAAACCUUCACCUACAAUCAACAACGUUCCAAUCUUUCGGCCUCAAUUAGAAUUACCACCUCAACAAAAAAUCACUAGAAAUCUCAUUCCCAGAACACCGGCUCCCCCCAGAAUGAUGGCCCCUGGCAGACCCACACCCCCUCGUCGACCACCAACUCCUUCCAGGAUGAUGACGACUCCCAACAUAGAAGAACAAAACUCGACGAACGUAUGCUUUGUACCGGUUCAACCGGCUUCGAGAGCUGCUUGCUUCAACACGGCGGACGGUCCCUUCACUAUCGUCACUGUCCCUGAUGUCCCAACGCAGAAACAAGUUGGCCCGCAAUUUUAUCAAUUCAGUAGGAAGAACGACAGCUUUGGGCCCGUUAACGGUUUGAAGAGUUUCUCAGAAGCAACGAAAGAAUCAACAGGUGAAGAUAUGCAACUUUCUAAUAAACUGCUGGGACCGUUUCAGAGUGUCGAUUUGAUUAAAUUCGAAACGAUUUGCAAGUCGGAUCUCAGUCUAGAAGGCGCUACCGGUUGCUCUCAUUUCGUCGAGAAGGAGAAAGAGCGGUUGCGAAAAGUGAUGUACCUGAAAGACGCCUUCAGUCACAAAGAGCAAGUAAUCAGGAAGAAAAUUUUAAUUCUACGGAAGCACAUCAAAAAAUUGAGAAGAAAAAUUGCCACCUGCAAGAAAGAAAUGAGAAUAAAAACCAAACUGAACAAGGCCUGGAAUGAAAAGAGGAAAGAAUUACUGAAACAGCAGUUGGAAGAAAAACAGGGCAUCUUAGAGAGACAUAGGAAAGAUAAGUUACAACUUCUCGUAAACAUGGAUACGCAGAGUAAAAAGCCUAGGAGUCGAAUGAGAAGGAAGCAACCUUCCUACAAGAGAUUUUUAAGGAGUAGGAGUCGCAUUUCUUUUUUCGAGAACAAAUCAGAAAGGCAGUUUUCGAGUAGGUUAUCUGAUUACCUUGUUAGGAAAGGAAAGAGCGUCAAGUGUAGUAAAAAGGUGGAAAAGAUGUUGCUAAUGGAUUUCUGCAACUGUCUCCUACAACCAGAGCCCGUCGAGUUGCGGAGAAAGCCCAGCAGACGAAAGAGAAGUCGUAUUAAGGAGAGAGUUCAAUCGGCCUAUUCCAUACCAAGGUUGAGAGCGUCGUCUAUAAGAAAGAUCGCCGCCAAAAUAUCCAAAGAAGUGAUCACAAAAGCGGAAAAUUCUUCAAAGACUCCGAACUGGGAAGUUGGCUUAAAAGUUGAAACGAUUAAAUCUGGCAGCACGAGAGUUGACGAUCAGAUAUUGAGACAGCAGAAGACUGGUUCUGUUAAGGAGAUGGCGAAGGCUAUUGAAGAGAAAUUGAAAUAUAAAAAUUCCGUCUAUAAAACGAAGAAGUUUGAUAAAAUUGAGGAGAAAUCAGAAAGUAAACUGCUCUCAAGUCAGUCUGAAAAUAAUAAAAAUUCAACGAAAGAGCAAAGCAAACAUACAAAGGAACAACAGAAAAAAGAGAAAAAAGAUUCAAAAAAGUUGGAAAAUGAUAAAAAGGAGGAAAAAUGUAAAAAAAAGAAAUUGUUAGUGGGGCAAGAGAAACAACAUGGCCUUCAAUCCUCCUACAUGGAUGAGUUGAAGGACCGUAUCAGUAAAAUUAAAACCACCGGCAAAGAAACGACAACAACGACAUCAACAACCACAACUUCUGAAACGAUCACUGAAACUAAAAAAUUGACAACUUCUGCAGCUGUAGCUGACAAAGACAAACAUAGGACCACAACAAAAGUUGAAAGUGAAAAAAGCAAAAAGACGGCAUCUGCUUCAAAAACUGAUAAAAAUAAAACAACAGACUCCAAACGUAAAACUGACAACAGCGAAAUGACAGCCUCCGAACAGAAAUCUGAAAACAAAAAUGCAACAACAGCGGAAUUGAAAUCAGAGAAAAACAAAGCUGCAGAACCUGAAAUGAAAACGGAGAGAAGCAAGAAAACAAGUUCUGCAUCGAAAAGACAAAAAAUGGAAACGACGGAUUCCGAAAUGAAAACUGUAAUAACCGAUUCAAAGACUGAAAAGAAUAAAGCUGCAGAAUCUGAACUCAAAAGCGAGAAAAGCAAAGCUGAAAGUUCGGGAAAGAGCAAAUUAAUGACAUCAGAGUCUAAAACUAAGAAGAACGAAACAGCAAAGACGAUGGCAACAGCCACAAAAACGUCAUCAGCUUCUUCAUUAUCUCCCUCGUCAUCAACAUCAAUCUCAUCAUCAACUUCUGCUACUGACGAUGCACCACCAAUGCCGACAAUAACCACACAACCGCCGGCUUUUACUAAUAACGAACCGACCAAAUCAAGCGAGUAUUUCAUACCGGACAAACACAGCUCGAAUCUUUCGGUUUCAACCAGUAAAGACAAUGCCAUGAAAGGUACAACAACAGAAGGUACAAGAUCAGAUGUCAGCGAUAAUUUGAAAACUGACUCAAAAAGCACAACGACGAUUCAGCCGUCUUCAAACGCAAUCAAAAUCACUAAAAACGUUACGAACAGUGCUUUCACCGGACCACACGAUACCGAAAGUUUGUCAAGAAUCGAUUCAAAUAAUGUUGAGAAUUUUGUUGCCGAUAUUCGUUCAGACUCAACGAGUAGUGAACAACUGAAAUUCAGUACUCCAAAUAACGGUCCGACUUUGAGCAAUUCAAAUAAUCGUGGCAUGCACUAUAGUCGGUUGUCGAAAAAUUCAAAUAUUCGUCGAAUCGGUGUCGGUCAAAACUCGAGGACCGAGACAAACUUUAGUGAAGUUCUCAACAGAAACGAAUUAUAUUACAACAGAAACCAUGAUAGUUGUUACGGAAAAAACAGACACUGUAACGAGAGCGAAGAAAACAAUAAUUACAAAAUUAAGUAUAAAAAUAUUUAUGAAAAUUACAACAAUAAUAAUUACGCUAAUUACGUUGGAGACGCAACUAAAAAAUGCGAUAAUUCUUGUAACGAGUACAUAAGAGAUGAGGUAUUCGACGAACCUAUCGGUGUAGCUUACCCGGUUUUUUCCAAAUACGUCACUUUAAAAAGUACACUCGGUAAGUUUAAACGAAAAAUUCAUUAUAAACUAUCCAACCAUUGA